Oryza sativa Japonica Group (Japanese rice) is the source of this 1658-nucleotide messenger RNA. RefSeq lists its product as uncharacterized. The record is from RefSeq and is a predicted model, not a curated record. Lineage: Eukaryota; Viridiplantae; Streptophyta; Magnoliopsida; Poales; Poaceae.
AACACCUCACCAGUGCACCACCCCACCAACCACCUCUCGUUUUGCAUUUCUCUGCGCUCGCUGUCGCUGCCAUGGAUUACGGAGGCGGAGGCGGAGGAGAUGGUGGUGUGCGCGGCGGCCCCGGCCGCGGGGAGGCGGCGGUGGGGGAGCACAGCCGUACCGGCCCAACCGGCGUCGUGUGGCCGCCGCCGCCGCCGGGUAGCACCCCUGUCACCGUCCGGAGGCCUCCACCGUCGACCUCGCCGGCUCCGCAGGCGGCGGCUUCGUCGUCGUCGACGUCGACACCGGACAAGCUGGUGAGGCAGAAGGCGAUGGAGAUCGCGCUGGCGCCACCCGCCGCGGCCUCUCCAGAUGGUGAGGCGCUGGCCUCGGACAAUCUCGCGCAGAUAAAAACAGCAUUAGGUGGGGUUUGCAUUGAAACAAAUCAUCAGGAUGAUAAAAUCAGAAGAUUUUCUGUUGACAAGAAUGGGACAAGAUGCUGCCUAGACUCUAGCAGUGAGUCUGGACCAUGGUACUCCAAGAAGCUUAAUAACAAGAAGGGAGUGACUGGAAUCCUUAGUCAAUGGCACAAGCAGACGGAACAGAAAGCUCAUGAGGUUGUUAUCUACAAACGUUGUACUGCUUCUGGAUCUGCAGUUACUCUUUUUCUUAUUAUGAUGAGCUUGGUUUGUACGGUGAGAGGAAGCAACCAUGGAACUGAUUGCGACAUCGGCGAGUACUCAACGAGCAUUGCUCAAGUUUGUCAGUAUGGUGCUCCUCCCGCAGUGUGUUGCGACCUUUUACAAUCCGCUGUCCACACUUGUGGCAAUGCUAGUGUUUUGUGUGAAAUUGGCAGAUCUGUGCCAAUUACUUCUAGAGGUUUCAAUGUUCAUGAUGUUAUGGAUUGGCACCGAGAGUGCACGGGUCAACCAGAAUCAUCCAGUGUAGAUGCAUCGUCCAUUUGUUAUGUAUCAGGUGAAAGGCACAAAGAGGGCACAAAAGAAGAGGGCCAUCAAGUAAAUAUUUUGAUUGAGACCGGUAACAAGGAGUGCAACGCAAGGAAGUCAACUUCUACUAAUCCGAUGUUUAUCGGUUUAGGAAUUGGGUUUGGAUCGGCCAUGCUCUUUGCUUUCGCGCUGGUGGUGAUUUGGCUGUUCGUGAGAAGGCGAUCACAAGGAGGUCCUCUGGUGCCGCAGAUUAGCUUGCUCGCAAUCGCGCCUCACUUCUCCCAAGGGCUUCCUGCGCUGCCCUUCCAAGAGCAUCCUGCGCUGACGCUUCCCUGCGGGCCUGUCCCUGUCCCGACACCUCAAGAAGUUACAACAGUGCAGCCAGCCACCAGUGCAUAUGGUCAGCCAGCGCCAGUGCAGCCAGCCACCACUGCAUAUGGUCAGCCAGUGCAACCAGCCACCAAUCCAAUGGCGUACUUGGCAUCAGUCGUUUCCUAUGCGAUUGUAGACAGACUUACUAGCCGCCGUCGUCGCUAGUACUUGUGUUUGUCUCUCCUCAUACUUUUUUACAACUUUCUUCUCAUACUUGAGACAACUAUUGAGUUUGAUGAUUUAGAAUACUUGAGAUGACCACUGAACAAUUCCGGUUACUGUAAAAUUUGAGACAGCUAGUGAGUGCUGAUGAUUUCUGUUAAUUUGGUUCUUUAAAAUACCUGGACGACUAUUGAUUGA